CAUGAUAGAUCAUAAUUUAACUUCUGAUAGAGUAGCAUCUGAAGGAUUUAAAGGCAAAAAUUAUAGGUUGAAUUUAUUUCUAAAUGGAUCUAAAGUAUACCUGGAUUUUAAUGAUAAUAUCACAAACAUGAAAGAUUUUUAUAAUGUUAUGAUGGAAGGUGAGAUUUAUAAUUGGAAGUUAAAAUAA
Funneliformis geosporum is the source of this 187-nucleotide messenger RNA. The record is from the annotation of a GenBank genome assembly. NCBI's taxonomy places the organism in Eukaryota, Fungi, Glomeromycota, Glomeromycetes, Glomerales, Glomeraceae.